UUGAAUAAGUUUCUCAGCUUUACUCGAGCGUGUUUCAGUCAGUGUUGAGCGCUUGCUCAGACAGGUUCGACUGCGUUAAAAUGGGUUUGGGCUUGUUGCUGUUCAUCGGGCUAGGCACGUUUAUCAUCUGGCUAUAUAGAAUCAAUAAGGAAUACUAUGUGCUGGCCUUCUUUGCCAAGCGAGUGCGCACUAAGGAUGGACGACCCGUGGAGAGCAUAGCUCCGAUAGCCGAAGGACGAACUAUAUUUGGGAACUCUUUCGAUUUGUAUGGCAGAAAUGAUGCUGAGGUGUUCAGCGAUUUGCGAGCAAAGGUCAAGAAAAUUGGUCGCAGCUAUUUAGAAUAUGCCAUGGGCAGAACCAAGUUCUGUAUAGUCGAUGCGGACAACUUUGAUGUCAUAUUAAAUGAUCAGAAUCUGAUAACCAAAGGGCUCGUAUACGAAUUCUUGCAUCCGGUUCUACGCACGGGUCUGUUGACAUCAACAGGUCAGAAAUGGCAUUCAAGACGCAAGAUGCUCACACCCACGUUUCAUUUCAAUAUCUUGAGCCAAUUUACAGAGAUUUUCAAAGCGGAAAGCUUUAAGUUUGUUCAGCAAUUUGAGGGAAAGUAUGAGACUUCCAUUUCUCUAAGUGAGCUCAUACCAAGGUUUACUCUAAACAGUAUUUGUGAGACGGCCAUGGGCAUUAAGCUGGAUGACAUGGCAGCCAAGGGAGAUCGCUAUCGUGAGAACUUCAGCAUGAUCGAAAAGAGAUUUAUAAGCCGUCUAAGCAAUCCGAUCUAUUGGAAUGAAACUAUUUAUAAUCUCUUUGGCGCCAGUGAUGACAAACGAUUCUUAGAGGAAGUUCAUGGUUUCUCUAGUGAAAUCAUAGCCAAACGUAGAAAACUUUUGGAAGAAGCAGUUAAAGAAAAGCGAAAAACUCAAGAAGCUGAUGACAUCUACAUCAACAAGAAACAACGCUUUGCCAUGCUGGAUACACUUAUCUUUGCGGAAAAGGAUGGCUUAAUUGAUCACGUGGGAAUUUGCGAAGAGGUGGAUACACUCAUGUUUGAGGGCUUCGACACCACGUCUAUUGGCUUGAUAUUUGGACUUAUGAACAUGUCUCUGCAUCAAGAUAAGCAAGAACUGUGUUAUCAGGAGAUAAGUGAACACAUAGCGGACGAUUUCAGUAAUUUGGACCUUAAUCAGCUCUCUAAACUAAAGUAUUUGGAGUGCUUCAUUAAGGAGACGAUGCGCUUAUUUCCCUCGGUGCCCAUUAUGAGCCGGAAAACAAUAAAGGAAACGGAAUUAGCCAAUGGCCUGAUACUACCUUCCGGCGCCCUGACAGUGCUGCAUAUCUAUGAGCUACAUCGCAAUCCCAAAUACUGGAGUUCACCUGAGGAAUUUCAGCCUGAACGCUUUCUGCCUGAGAACAGCAAAGAUCGUCACACCUAUGCCUAUAUGCCCUUCAGUGCGGGUCAACGCAAUUGCAUAGGUCAAAAGUAUGCCAUGCUUGAGAUGAAGACACUGCUCAUUGUAGUUCUAAAGAGGUUCAAGGUUUUACCUCUCAUCGAUCCUAAGGACUUAGUUUUCCAAACUGGCAUCACAUUGCGUUGCAAAACUAAUAUUAAAGUAAAACUAGUCAAGCGUGGGUAGGUUUUAUCUUUUAAGUAACUUGAACUUAUCUAGUUGUUAUCAAGG
Drosophila hydei is the source of this 1676-nucleotide messenger RNA. Its product is annotated as cytochrome P450 4p1-like. Bases 81 to 1631 code for a protein of 516 amino acids. The record is from RefSeq and is a predicted model, not a curated record. Gene Ontology annotation, molecular function: monooxygenase activity; oxidoreductase activity, acting on paired donors, with incorporation or reduction of molecular oxygen; iron ion binding. The transcript has 8 exons. NCBI's taxonomy places the organism in Eukaryota, Metazoa, Arthropoda, Insecta, Diptera, Drosophilidae.